Lactuca virosa is the source of this 780-nucleotide messenger RNA. Lineage: Eukaryota; Viridiplantae; Streptophyta; Magnoliopsida; Asterales; Asteraceae. The record is from the annotation of a GenBank genome assembly.
GUACGAAUAAAAGUACCGGGGACUUAUCUUCUUCGGUUCUUUCUGCUACGCUGUUUCUUUUUCCGGUCUUUGAAUACUUUCAGGUUUGGAAAAGCAUAGUACGAAUAAAAGUACCGGGGACUUAUCUUCUUCGGUUCUUUCUGCUACGCUGUUUCUUUUUCCGGUCUUUGAAUACUUUCAGGUGCACAAAUGGCGGGAAAGGGUGGGAAGGGUCUAUUGGCUGGAAAAACAACUGCAGCAGCUGCUGCAGCAGCUAACAAGGAUAAAGAUAAGAAGAGGCCAACUUCCAGGUCUUCUCGAGCUGGUCUCCAGUUUCCGGUGGGAAGAAUUCACCGGCAUCUGAAAACACGAACAUCCGCCAACGGACGUGUGGGAGCCACCGCUGCGGUCUACUCAGCCGCCAUUCUGGAGUACUUGACUGCUGAAGUGCUUGAGCUGGCAGGAAACGCCAGCAAGGAUUUGAAGGUGAAGAGGAUCACGCCACGUCACUUACAGCUGGCGAUCCGUGGUGACGAGGAGCUUGACACACUCAUCAAAGGUACGAUUGCUGGAGGUGGUGUCAUUCCUCACAUUCACAAGUCCCUCAUCAACAAAACCACAAAAGAAUGAGAUGUUGAUGUUGAUGUUCCAUUUUGGCUUCUUCAACAACACUCUUGAGUUGACUACCAUUGACUGCUUUAGUUUGUAGGAUCUUGGAUUAUGGUAAGGAUUUAUGUAGUUUGACUUUGAUGUUAUUUAGUUUUUAUCUUGUAGAAUUCAUGUAUAUCGGCUUCCUUGCAU